Closterium sp. NIES-67 is the source of this 1783-nucleotide messenger RNA. NCBI's taxonomy places the organism in Eukaryota, Viridiplantae, Streptophyta, Zygnematophyceae, Desmidiales, Closteriaceae. The record is from the annotation of a GenBank genome assembly.
GCGCGCCCUCAUGUUUUGGCUUUCUGAGGCUUGGCACAAAUUUCGCGCUUGCAUCACCAGGCUUACGACUCACGAAGCAGCGCACGAGUUUCCGCAAGUGACGCGGGACGAUAUUGAGCCCGAUUACGCCACUGGCGCCUAGACGUACUAGUUAGAAACAGCUAGAAGCAAAGCGCCAACAAUGCAAGCGCGGAAUCAGGUCGAUCAACCUUGAUCGUCCCGAGCGGGCAAUGCGCUCUGCUGCUCUGCUGCCGCGCUGCCACCCCUAACAGUCGAGUAGCGGCGAGCGCGCCUCCCUGCGAGGCGUCCUGCGGCCCGCUGACAGCGUUUUAGGGGCCGACUCCCUCUGCCCGCUGACAGCGUUUUAGGGGCCGACUCCCUCUGCCUCGCUGCGGCCCGCUGACAACGCGCCGCACGCGGACUCCCUCUGCCUCGCUGUGCGCGUCGCUGCGUCGCGGCCUACGAGUAGCGCAGCUCGCGUCGAGGUGAGCCACCCAUCGCGGCACAGGAGGUCAGGCGCGGGCGCAGGAGAUCAGGGGGGUGCAGGAGGUGAGCGACAGGCGCUGUGCGCUGUGCGUGGCGUGGCAUGGCCAACUUCCGCGCGGUGGGGCAGCGCGUGCUAUGCCCGGCGACGGACUGCAUCGACAUCAGCAACGCGCCCGAGGAGGCGGUGGUCAAGAUGCCGCGCCUUGGGUUCGGCACGUACAUGAUCUCAGCGCGCGAUGCGGAGGCGGCGGUGCUGACGGCGCUGAGGGAGGGGUACCGCCACAUCGACACCGCGCAGCUGUACCGCAACGAAGCCGCCGUUGGGCGCGCGGUGCGCGCGAGCGGGCUGCGGCGCGAGCAGGUGUUUGUGACGACCAAGCUGUGGAACGCCGACAACGGCUACGACGCCACGCUCAGCGCUUUCCACCGCUCGCUCUCCGAGCUGGGGCUCGACUACGUGGACCUGUACCUGCUGCACUCACCCAUGCGAGUGGACGCGCGCCUCGACUCGUGGCGCGCCAUGGAGGACCUGCUGAGGGGCGGGCGCGUGCGCGCCAUCGGGGUGAGCAACUUCGGGCAGCAGCACCUGGAGGAGCUGUUUGCGGCGUGCAGCGUGCGCCCCGCCGUCAACCAGGUCGAGUUGCACCCCUUCGGCACGCGGCGGCAGCUGGUGGACUUCUGCCAGCAGCACGGCAUCGCCAUGCAGGCGUACUCGCCGCUCACCAAGGGCACGCGCCUGCGUGACCCCACGCUCGUCGAGAUGGCGGCGCGGUACCAGAAGAGCACGGCGCAGCUGAUGGUGCGGUGGUGCCUGCAGAAGGGCUUCGUGGUGCUGCCGCGCUCCGUCAACCCGGCGCAUAUCGCUGCCAACACCCAGGUGUACGACUUCAGCAUUUCCGACAUUGACAUGGCCAAGCUCGACUCUCUCAACGAGGACUAUGUUACAGGCUGGGACCCAACUCGAGGCCCAUGAACAUAACUAAGGGAUAAGUCUAUUAGUGGUCGCAAAGAUUCAAUGUAACGCAAGGACUUCGAUUGUGCAAGAAUAUGCACAAACGGGUUUCGCUGCUCUCGAUAAAUUUUCCCUAGGCCCCCAGUAUAUAUACCGGUACAGGGGGAAGGUUAGUUGGGGCCUUUUUUCGGGCAGAGAAUGAAAUACACUUUGGUAGUGCUACCAAUUGUGAUAAUAUUGUCAACAAAUAUACAAUACACUAGUUAGUAUAUCUUGUUAUAUCCUAGCUAGGUCAGUUCUUAGGGGGUAUAACCACACCCUUGUACAACCCUCGACACUGAGUCA